GACCCCGUGACCGGCGACGGUGACUGCCGCUAACCGCGCCGCGCCGCGUGCCGAGUGGAUGUGAUAAACCGCUGCCGACUCGCUGGGACACGGAGGCGCUCGCUCGGCUGCUGCGGUCUUCCCCAACACAGGCGCGCGAGCAUGAGCUUCCUGUUCGGAAGGAAGAAGAAGAAGGACCAUGGCGAACCUGGCAAACACACGCCUGGCGUGUAUAAACCGAUCAACGGCGAUGUGAAUGGUGAGCCCAACCCGCCGCCCAGCCCCCAGCGAGUGGACGCCAAGGCAGCGAAGCCGGAGGCGCCGAAGAGGGAGGAACCGCCCAAAAAAGACAAGUCAGACUCGGUCAGCGACAGUGGCAACUCGGUCUCCACGAUGCCAUUCAGCAGCUCCAGCAAGGCCACCAAUUUUGACUUCAAAGAGUUCCUGGAGAAAGCAAAGGAAGACUUCGAAGAGAAAUGGAAAAACCCCUCGAAGAACACGGCGGCACUCGAGGACUUCGACCUGCUGAAGACCCUGGGCACCGGCUCCUUUGGCCGUGUGAUGCUCGUCCAGCACAAGGCGUGCAAGGAGUACUACGCCAUGAAAAUACUAGACAAACAGAAGGUGGUACGGCUGAAGCAGGUGGAACACACACUAAACGAGAAGAGGAUCCUCCAAGCCAUCAGCUUCCCGUUUCUUGUUAGUCUGCAGUACCAUUUUAAGGAUAAUUCAAAUUUGUACAUGGUUUUAGAAUAUGUGCCCGGGGGAGAGAUGUUCUCUCACCUACGGAAAAGCGGCAGGUUUAGUGAGUCGCACUCGAGGUUUUACGCGGCGCAGAUAGUGCUGGCUUUCGAGUACCUCCACUACCUGGACCUCAUCUACCGGGACUUAAAGCCCGAGAACCUGCUGAUCGACAACCAGGGCUAUAUCAAGGUCACCGAUUUUGGGUUCGCCAAGCGGGUCAAGGGGCGGACGUGGACGCUGUGCGGCACGCCCGAGUACCUGGCGCCCGAGAUCAUCCUCAGCAAGGGCUACAACAAGGCGGUAGACUGGUGGGCGAUGGGAGUGCUCAUCUACGAGAUGGCGGCCGGCUACCCGCCAUUCUUCGCCGACCAGCCCAUCCAGAUCUACGAGAGGAUCGUCUCUGGCAAGGUCCGCUACCCCUCCCACUUCAGCUCCGACCUGAAGGACCUGCUGCGCAAUCUGCUGCAGGUCGACCUCACCAAGCGCUACGGCAACCUCAAGAACGGUGUCAACGAUAUCAAGGGCCACAAGUGGUUCACCACCACCGACUGGAUCGCCGUGUACCAGAAGAAGGUGGAGGCGCCGUUCAUCCCCAAGUGCAAGGGCCCCGGCGACACCAGCAACUUCGACGACUACGAGGAGGAGAGGUUACACGUGUCCUCCACUGAGAAAUGUGCCAAGGAGUUCGCCGAUUUCUAACAGCGCCCCGCAUGUGGCGCUGCGGUCCCGACUGAACCAAGUGCCGUGUGUUUGUGUGCUGGCGCGCGCGCGUGCCGGGGGGCGCGGCGGCCGGCGGGGAGGCGUCCCGGCGGCUCGGCCGAGGCGCUCGGACACCGUGCGACCGGCCCCGGCCGGCGCCGCCCGCCGCCGACUACGCGGCGUUCGCCCCUCCUGACACCCCCAGCAUUAUGCUAUGUUCCGUGUAAUUACCGGGUUUUAUAUGAAAUGCAGCCUUUGCGGCUGCAUCGAGCAUGUGUCCGUGCGCUUGUGUGCCGGCGCGCGUGCGUGUUGGGCGCGCCGAGAGAGAGGGAGGCAGAGCGAGACCGGGCGCUUGCCGACUAAACGUUUGAUUUGUGGUUAUGCAUCGUCUGCCCAGGCCGCCAUAGAGACUAUAUACAGACAUGUUGUACAAACCCAGCAGCUGACCUUAAUCUCAACAAAUUAUUUCAUGUGAUAGGGCUGCGCGCUGCGCGUGGAUCGUGCCUGCGAGCCGACGUAGGCCGGCGACCAGCACCGGCCCAGGCCCUUAGCCGCCUGCUAGUGUGCGUGCUCUCGGUUUCUCCCGUUGACUGGCUGGCCGGCGGCGGCCGGCUGGCCCCGUGAUUGUAGUGCGCCGCCGGGGGCCGAGAGGUCAACGCGCCGGCGCUCCGGCGCCCCGGGUCUCCCGGGCCCGUCUCCGUCCGGCUCUGUUGACACCCCUCUCUCGAUGGCUGUGUGUGUGUGUGUGUGUGUGUGCGUGUGCGUGUGUGUGUGGGAAAGUGCGUGCGUCGGGCGGCAUCAUAUCCUGGUGGCGCGGGGCCUGGCACCCGCCCCUGCCCUCCUUGGAUGUAGCGUGUAUUGUCUGCGCGACAAUAUGGGAAGCGUCUAUAUUCGUUCGUAAGUGUUCAUUGUUUGUAGUUACAGCUGCGUUCAUAUUUUGUGAUUUUAGUUGGAGGUUUUCAUUAAUACAUUAAAGUAUAUUGAGAA
This is a messenger RNA of Pollicipes pollicipes, 2409 nucleotides long. Its product is annotated as cAMP-dependent protein kinase catalytic subunit 1. Gene Ontology annotation, molecular function: cAMP-dependent protein kinase activity; ATP binding. The transcript is spliced from 12 exons. NCBI's taxonomy places the organism in Eukaryota, Metazoa, Arthropoda, Thecostraca, Pollicipedomorpha, Pollicipedidae. Gene Ontology annotation, biological process: protein phosphorylation. Gene Ontology annotation, cellular component: cytosol; nucleus; cAMP-dependent protein kinase complex. The record is from RefSeq and is a predicted model, not a curated record. The coding region runs from base 142 to 1422 and encodes 426 amino acids.